ACUCAUCCGGAUAGAGAGGCCCGCUUGGCCGACACUUGCAGGACAUGUUGACCCUCCAUCCAGAAACAACGGCACUAUUGUAAGUCAGAGUGGCUUCUCCAUACUAAGUCAUUAACACACAGACACACUCAUUUAGGCGAGAUUUCCGUCUGAUUGGGAGUGUUUCUCACUGAAGCUGAAGUCUGUGGAGACACACUGGAACUGCAACAGGAACGAGGCCAGGUUUUGCGGUGUAAUAUUAACUUUUAAGUCGGUUUUAAGAGGAUAUAUGAUCCGGGUUUAACACCCGUGUCUUCAGAGAGCAGAGUGGGCUGGGCUUGGAUCUCAGUCAGAAUAUCCGGCAGCAGGAGUAAACAUCCCAAAUCUCUCCGGCAAAUAACGCGAUAUGGCGAAGAAACUAUGUGGGACCAAUUAUCCAGUCAGCAUCUGCUUCAUAGUGGUGAACGAGUUCUGCGAACGCUUCUCCUACUAUGGCAUGAAAGCGGUGCUCACGCUUUACUUCCUCAACUACAUUGGCUGGGACAAGGACCUCUCCACUGCCGUGUACCAUGCCUUCAGCAGCCUCUGCUACUUCACCCCCAUCAUGGGAGCGCUCAUCGCUGACUCCUGGCUCGGAAAAUUCAAGACCAUCAUCUACCUGUCCAUUAUCUACGUGAUCGGACAUGUGGUGAAGUCGGUCGGAGCCAUUCCCACCGUGGGAAGCAGCGACGUGCACAUCGCUCUGUCCGUGGUAGGUUUGAUUCUCAUUGCUUUCGGCACCGGAGGAAUCAAACCCUGUGUGGCGGCUUUUGGUGGUGACCAGUUUGAUGAAGAACAUGGAAGCGAGAGGCAGAAGUUCUUCUCCAUAUUCUACAUGUCGAUAAACGCUGGGAGCCUCUUGUCCACUGUGAUUACACCCGUACUGAGAAGUGAUGUGCAGUGUUUUGGUGGAGACUGCUACGCUCUGGCCUUCGGGGUUCCUGCUGCUCUGAUGAUCGUGGCUCUAGUUGUGUUCACUGUUGGCAGCGGGAUGUACAAGAUGACUCCUCCCCAGGGGAACAUCCUGCUGGAAGUUUGCAAUUGCAUCGGGUUUGCCAUCAAAAACCGCUGGAAGCGAUCGAAGUAUGACUCUAAGAAGAAACACUGGCUGGACUGGGCUGAGGAGAAGUACUCGAGGCGUCUGAUCCAGGAGAUUAAGAUGGUGCUGCGAGUGUUGGUGCUCUACAUCCCGCUGCCAAUGUUCUGGGCUCUGUUUGAUCAGCAGGGUUCCCGCUGGACGCUUCAAUCCACCAGGAUGAACAUGGCUUUCGGGAAACAUUUCACUAUUGAGCCAGACCAAAUGCAGAUGUUGAACGCUCUGCUGAUUCUCCUCUUCGUGCCCAUCUUUGACCUCAUCAUAUAUCCGCUCAUUGGUCUUUGCAAGAUCAACGUCACGCCUCUGAGGAAAAUGGCCGUGGGGAUGAUUUUUGCAGCGCUGGCCUUCGGAGCAGCGACCAUGGUGGAGAUCAACGUUGUGAAAUCGGUGGUGGAUCCUGCCCCGGCGGGUAAAUGUCUCCUGCAGGUGUUUAACCUGGCAGAGGGUAAUGUGAGUCUGAGGAUGCCCGGCAGCGAUCUGUUCCAAGAGAUGAUCCCAAACCUCCAGGACCCUGCUCAAUAUGAGACGCUUCCUGCAUCCGGAGAGGAUCUGGAGUUUCAAGUCACCUUCAACGGGAAAACCUCUGUGUGUAAUACCACGUUCCACCAGAGGGAAGCAUACAGUCUCAUCCUAUACCCAGACACUGCUGGAAUAAACUGCCAUGUGGUCAGUGACUACAUAAAGAAAAAUGAAAAUGGGAAACCUCUCCUCCGGUUCCUGAGCACACAGCCGGAGGCGAUCAACAUAACUAUCGGAGAAGUGUCUUUUUAUCUGCCCUCGGAAUACAGCAUGUCUCUAAACCAGACUGUGGAUCGGGGAGAAUAUUCAGCUGUCAGCUGCAGCUCACCUUCAGGGAAAUGCUCUGAACUGAACCUCGGCCUGCUGGACUUCGGAGCUUCCUACACCUUCAUACUCGUGGAGGAAUCAGGUAACAUUGUGGCUCAGAGGAUGGAGGAUGUGAAAGCCAACAGCGUGCACAUCGCCUGGCAGAUCCCUCAGUACGUCCUCCUUACCAUAGGGGAGGUCAUGUUCUCCAUCACAGGCCUGGAGUUCUCCUACUCGCAGGCUCCGGUCAACAUGAAGUCGGUGCUGCAGGCCGGCUGGCUGCUCACUGUGGCGUUUGGAAACGUGAUUGUGCUGAUCGUGGCAGAGGGAGCCGGACUGGAGCAGUGGAAAGAGUUCCUGCUGUUUGCCGGCCUGCUGCUGGGCGUCUGCAUCAUCUUCUCCAUCAUGGCGUACUUCUACACCUACGUCGACCCCGACCAACUGGACAAGACUUACCUGGAGGACUCAGGGAAGGAGGAAGAUGAUGAUGACGAGGACCACGUGAAGAAGAAGUCUAAUGACGUAAAGCUGAACAAAAGAGGAAAGAGCACCAAAAUGUAACAGUGCUGCUUUACUCCAACUUUUAUCUGUAGCUGAUUUCAACAUGAUUGAUGAUUUAUGUGAAAUGUUUUAUCUGUUGUAUUUUUUCAAUUUGAAGGUUCUUUUUUGUCUGAAAAUGAACAUGUGAUCCAUGGACAUUCCUUAUGUUUAGAAGUAAUGUAUUUGUUUGUCACAAAUAUUGUGUGGAACCUUUUUGUUAUACUCCAGUCACUUAAAAAUGUUUAACAGGGAAGUAUUUUCAUGAAAUAGUGUUUUAAAGAGGAAAAGUCCUGUGAUCAAUGGUGUUACUUUAAAUGAAUGUCAAAUGUUAUGUUUAUAUAUGUUGCGUGUUGCUCCAUGUCAAACAGGCAUUUUUUAUGAAGCUAAAUAAUAAUCGUAUUCUUUAACAGAGGUUCAGUUUACAUUGUGUGUGUGUGUGUGUGUGUGUGUGUGUGUGUGUGUGUGUGUGUGUGUGUGUGUGUGUGUGUGUGUGUGUGUGUGUGUGUGUGUGUGUGUGUGUGUGUGUGUGUGUGUGUGUGUGUGUGUGUGUGACCAAUGCAUCUGGUGGUUUUGUAUGUUUAGAGGCCUUUAAAAUUCAGUCCGUAACAUAAAUGUUGAUGUGAAAACCUCCCACUACAGUCAGAAUCAAUCUCAAAUCAUGAUUAUGUUCAACUUUAAUGCGUCAAAAAAAGAUCUGUAUCUUUUAUUUGCUGUGUCAGUUCCAAAUAUGAAAUUUGACGGCAUCUUUUACACAGGGAAGGAAAUUCGAAGCUACUUGCACUAACACAUAACAAUACUUUUUGACAAAAAAGGCAAUGGGAUUGUAUUUUUAGGCCUUUUUGCUCUCUGCAAAUUGAACUCACUUACGGAGUAGCAGCUUUAGAAUCAUACAAAAUGUAUAUGUGAUUUAUUUUUGAAGCUUUCGUUCUAAAAAAAACAUGCAAAACCAACAUUAUUGUCCUUAGAAAGUCAAAAAACAUGUGAUGGAAUUUUUUUUCUUACACUGGGAAUUGUUAAUUAUGCUGCUUCCUGUACAAGUCCAUAAAUAUAAUGUGAUGCUGGGGCUUGUUUGGCUGUCUGACCAUUCUAAAGAUUAAAAUGUGCAUUGUUAUGUACAUUUGGAUAACAUUUUGUACAUCAAGAAAACAUCUGCUCAUAUUUGUUGUGUUAAGAUUGAAUAUUGGAAACAAAAUGCAUUUACUAUGUUUAUAAAUACAUGUGCAUCCUUUCUCUCUGAGAUGUGAGACCUGUGUGUAUUCAGGUCUUUAAACAGCUUUCAUCAAUCAGAAAA
This is a messenger RNA of Eleginops maclovinus (Patagonian blennie), 3770 nucleotides long. RefSeq names its product solute carrier family 15 member 2 (gene slc15a2). Gene Ontology annotation, molecular function: dipeptide transmembrane transporter activity. Lineage: Eukaryota; Metazoa; Chordata; Actinopteri; Perciformes; Eleginopidae. Bases 386 to 2500 code for a protein of 704 amino acids. Gene Ontology annotation, cellular component: plasma membrane. The transcript has 21 exons. Gene Ontology annotation, biological process: dipeptide import across plasma membrane. The record is from RefSeq and is a predicted model, not a curated record.